Messenger RNA from Gymnodraco acuticeps, 1686 nucleotides. RefSeq lists its product as uncharacterized. NCBI's taxonomy places the organism in Eukaryota, Metazoa, Chordata, Actinopteri, Perciformes, Bathydraconidae. Bases 529 to 1155 code for a protein of 208 amino acids. The record is from RefSeq and is a predicted model, not a curated record. The transcript has 4 exons.
AUUCACAGAGAGGACGAAAAUCACAAUCAAUGGGACCCGGCCAGUCAAUACGUGCACGUCUGUGGUAAACACUUCAUCACAGGAUACCAUGUGAAUGACGGCGAGCAUCCAGAUUAUGUUCCAUCCAUAUUCCCACAACGACCAUCGUCAGAAGGCUCUAAGAGGCUAAAGCGAUACCAAAGGAGAGAUGCUGUUUCUCAGCAUGAGGUCCUGCCAGCAAAAAGGCAGCGAAUAAAGCCACCUACAGAGGCUUCUCCUACUGAAACCCCUGAAGAUUUUGAUAUAGCUUAUCCUGAAGCCCCUUUCACUGAGGAUUCACUUCCUCAGCCCUCUGAUGAUUAUGAACUGAGUGACACGCCAGCAUUACAUAGGCAGCAGGUUUCCAUUGCCAUAGAGGUUGCCAAUCUCAGGAGAGAAAGAGAUGAGGCAAGAAGAGAAAGAGAUGAGGCAAGAAGAGAACUCCAGAACUGGUCUAAGGAGCGUUUGUCUGUUCAUGCUAUUAAAGGAAACGACAGUGCAUGCAGGGCCAUGGCUGGGCUCAGCUGGUCAGUUUUUGACUGUCUUCACCGAUAUUUAGUUCAGUUCAUCAAAUCAUCACCAAAAGGUUUUAGAUUGUCUACCCAGGACCAGCUCUUCCUUUGCUUGCUCAAGCUACGCCAAAAUCCAUCGAUUGCUUUGCUGAGCCAAAUACUACACAGACCAGAACCCACCGUCCGCCACAUAUUCCAACGUUGGCUGAAUCUUUUGUAUGCGAAAAUCACUUUCCUCAUUCACUGGCCUGACAGGGAGUGCAUCACCCAAACCAUACCACCAGUGAUGAAGGCCAACUUUCCGCGCCUCACAUCAAUUAUAGAUUGCUUCGAGAUCAGAAUUGAACAUCCAAAAGCCCUUAAAGCCAGGGCAAAAUCAUACUCUAAUUAUAAGAAGUGGACUACAGUCAAAUAUUUCAUAGUGUGUAGUCCUGCAGGAAACAUCACCUUCUUGUCCAAAGGUUGGGGAGGAAGAGCAUCAGAUGUCAAGAUAGUUAGGGAAUCUGGCUUUAUUUCACCCCUCUACCACCAUCCUGGGGACCAGAUCUUGGCUGAUCGGGGUUUUACUCGAAAGAUGAGUUUGCCUUACUUGGUGCCAGUCUCGAAACCCCAGCCUUCACUCUAGGCAGGAAACAACUCCCAGGCAAAGACGUUGAAGAGUCAAGAAUGAAAUCAAAAUUUCUGAUUCAUAUUGGUAAGUAUACAUUCAUUAUCCACAGACUGGUAAACUAUUGCACAUAUCAAUAUGAUGGAAAAUAAAUUAACUCUUUUACUAAAUUAAGUUAUAUAAAAAACAGCACUAACGGACUGUAGCAAAUUGAAUAACAGUGCAAACAAAGUACUUAACAAACAAUUACUGAGAACAAUGGUAAAAUGUGAAGUUUUAUACUUGAAAAUAUUUUAAAACAACUGAUGGGUGAACAGAACGGGUGAUCGGUGUGCUGAAGCGAAGAUUCCACAUCCUGGAUGGGCCGCUCCCUGUUUGCUUCGUAAAGACCCUGCGGGACGAGAUGGAGAACAGGGAUGUAGCCACCAUUGACAAGAUAGUACAUACCUGUGCCGCCUUGGUCAACAUGUCAGGUAGCAUUGUGUUCAAUAAAAACAGACAGGGGGAUGUAUAGGUCAAAUCAGUCCUGCUGUCUUUUCUCUUUGAGUC